UUAACACAACCUUCCUGCUAAAAAAAAAGAAAAAGACGAAAAAAAAAGUGUAGUCCACAGGCUAAUGGUGUUGAGUGACCACAAACACACACACACACACACGCACACAGCAUCCUCAUCUCGUCUUGAGUGCACUUUAUGUCUUCCCCUGUAACCGCAAUGCUGUGCACAGGGCCGUACAAAUUUGCAGGAGAUGCAGACGGCAGAGUUGAAAGGAAGGGAGAGAGGAGAGGAAGUCAGCUUGAAGAAUGUGAACCACAGACACUGCCAAAAAGUGAUGAAGACAGCCUCCGAAGCUGCGGGAACCCCCUAAUCUGAGAUGUUUCACUGCAACAUUGCAACAUCUGCAGAAGCAAGACCACCCACCGUUCUGCACUCACCUCCACUACAUUCACCGCCCCUACUUUAAGGGGAAAGAGGCAGAGGUAGGAAGGGAGCGAGCUGAGACUAGAAAGAGGAAGCAGCAUACAGUGAGGUAAAACCAACCUCAACUUCAGCACUUCUCUGUUUUGUUUAACUUAAAAAUAAUGUGCUCAGAGGAACGUUUCCCAUUUGGACUGUCUGCGACUGGAAGAUGACAGGAGGUUUUCUGAGUGUUUCCAUCAUGAGGCCUAACCCCUGCUGGACUAUCCUGCAUGUGUCCAUCUUGGCGGGGCUGCUUCUCACCUUGAACGCUGAGAGUGAAGAAUCUGACUGUUACCCAGGAAUUAAUGUGCGCCGCAACACGGUUCAUGAGGCUUUACUCGGGGAAGAUCUUACGAUUAACUGCACAGUUACUUUCUGCAACAAUUCACCAUCAACAGUGUCCUGGUAUAAAGUUGACAAUACUUCUGUUCCAGUAAAUUUCAACAGCAGCCCUCACAUUAAAACUGAGUGGAAAGAUUCAAACCAUGUAGAAGGGAUAUCGUUUUUGAUCUUCCAAAAAAUACAAAGAAAUGACUCAGGUCAAUAUCGGUGUCAAAGUGUAGACGAUGUGAGCCACACCAUCAAUGUGUCCGUCUAUGGUAACAUUGAGCUUCCCAUUGAUACAGGGAAGAAUGAAACAAACAACACGUCAAAUCCGAAUCCUACACCGCAGGAUAAUAUGUUGAUGUAUGUGUACUCUGCUGCUGGGAUAGUGGUAUUUGUCAUCGUCGUGAUAAUUAUAUCUAUCGUAUCAAUGCUAGGAUGCAAAGGGAAACCAAAGAAAGAGACAAGUACUGAAAAUCAGUACAUGGCAAUGCCAAUGGUCGAGCAAGCCUUCCCACAAGCCAGCCUCCAGCCGUCGUCAAGAGAAGACCCCUCUGUCCCGCCAACCAGGCGAUCUACACGGAAGAAGAUGCCGCCCUCACAACGCAAUGAGUCAACGUUACCAGAAGACCAUCUUUACGGCAUGAUAAAAGAGGAUGAUGAGAGACAGAGGAAUGUGGCGGAGGAAGAGGGGAGUUCUAUUGUUUAUGCUGCACUCAACCAUCAGCGGGCACCAGCAGCUGCUGCUCGGCCAAGGAUUCAGAUAGAGGAGAAUUCUGAGUACGCAGCUAUCCGUGUUCCUUAAAGAUCCACUAGACGCCAUUUCCAAGCGGAGGACAUGUCACAUUAUUCGGAUUAAUAGUCUUGUUGAUGUUGGCCAGAGACACAGUUUGGUUCAUUCAACAAGCUCACACUAGAAGAUCACGUCAGGAGCUCAGGAGGGCAAUUACAAGGGGGUGACCCUAACACCAGGAAGGGGUGCAAGAAGCUCCAUAAUGUGCGGAUUCUGAAAACUCGUCUUGGAUAGCCAAAGUGUCCUUUUUGUUUCCUACAUUUUUGUAAAAAACUGCUCUCUACUCAACGUGAGGAUGACACAGCACAGACUCUCUCACCCAUCUACAUGAGACUCCAGAGAUUUGCUCCAUAAGUAAGCACAUAAGUUAGCAUCUCCACCAUUUGGUCAGUACUUUGACAGCCUGCACACCUGCAUGGGUGUUUUCACUCUGGCUGAUGAGACCUCUGCUCAGGUUGAAGUUGGGUGGAGCUAUGCUGGACAUUGUGUCAUCUUUUCAUCUUUACCAAUAGGCCUUUUGCACAGGAAACAUUUUUACAUGACACAGUAGGAAAAGCA
This is a messenger RNA of Thunnus maccoyii (southern bluefin tuna), 2080 nucleotides long. Its product is annotated as B- and T-lymphocyte attenuator-like. The record is from RefSeq and is a predicted model, not a curated record. The coding region runs from base 575 to 1534 and encodes 319 amino acids. Gene Ontology annotation, biological process: immune response-regulating cell surface receptor signaling pathway. The transcript has 7 exons. NCBI's taxonomy places the organism in Eukaryota, Metazoa, Chordata, Actinopteri, Scombriformes, Scombridae. Gene Ontology annotation, molecular function: signaling receptor activity. Gene Ontology annotation, cellular component: plasma membrane.